AUGACGUAUGCAAACUGUGUGCCUCUAACCCCUCCUUCUCCUCUUCAACCUGUGACUCCGGUGCAGGCCCAGCUGUCCCAGGCCUUGAAUGGCGUUUCCGACAAGGCGAAGGAGGCGAAGGAGUUCCUGGUGCAGCUGAAGAACAUUCUGCAGCAGAUCCAGGAGAACGGGCUGGACUAUGAAGCCUGCCUGGUCGCUCAGUGUGACGCGCUGGUCGAGGCUCUGACGCGGCAGAAGGCCAAGCUGCUCACCAAGGUCACGAAAGAGAGGGAGCACAAGCUGAAGAUGGUCUGGGACCAGAUCAACCACUGCACGCUGAAGCUGCGCCAGUCCACGGGGCUGAUGGAGUACUGCCUGGAGGUGAUCAAGGAGAACGACCCCGCCGGCUUCCUCCAGAUCUCGGACGCCCUGAUCAAGCGAGUCCAGGUGUCUCAGGAGCAGUGGGUCAAAGGCGCCCUGGAGCCCAAGGUGUCCGCGGAGUUUGACCUGACCCUGGACAGCGAGCCACUGCUGCAGGCCAUCCACCAGCUGGAUUUCAUCCAGAUGAAAUGUAGGGUGCCGCCCGGACCCCUGCUGCAGCUGGAGAAGUGCUGCACCCGCAACAACAGCGUCACGCUGGCCUGGAGGCUGCCGCCCUUCACCCACAGCCCCGUGGACGGCUACAUCCUGGAGCUGGACGACGGCGACGGGGGGCAGUUCCGGGAGGUGUACGUGGGCAAGGAGACCCUAUGCACCAUCGACGGCCUCCAUUUCAACAGCACCUACAACGCCAGGGUCAAGGCCUUCAGCUCCUCUGGCGUCGGGCCUUACAGCAAGACCGUGGUCCUGCAGACGUCGGACGUGGCCUGGUUCACCUUUGACCCCAACUCUGGGCACCGGGACAUCAUUUUGUCCAACGACAACCAGACGGCCACCUGCAGCAGCUACGACGACCGGGUGGUGCUGGGCACGGCGGCCUUCUCCAAGGGUGUGCACUACUGGGAGCUGCACGUGGACCGCUACGACAACCACCCGGACCCCGCCUUCGGGGUGGCCCGGGCCAGCGUGGUCAAGGACAUGAUGCUAGGCAAGGACGACAAGGCCUGGGCCAUGUACGUGGACAACAACCGCAGCUGGUUCAUGCACUGCAACUCCCACACCAACAGGACGGAAGGCGGCGUGUGCAAGGGGGCCACUGUGGGCGUGCUGCUGGACCUGACCCAGCACACCCUGACCUUCUUCAUCAACGGCCAGCAGCAGGGCCCCACGGCCUUCAGCCACGUGGACGGGGUCUUCAUGCCGGCCCUCAGCCUCAACCGCAACGUGCAGGUCACUCUGCACACAGGACUGGACGUGCCAACCCACCUGGGGCGGCCCAAGCUGGCCGGCAACUAGUCCCCCCACUCCCGCCCCACAAGGGUGUCUGGGAGGAGCCCGCCACCCCUCGCUGAGAUCAACAACCACGCGGGCCGAUGGAUGACCACGUCGCGGUGCCCCCCCGAGGCCCCUGAGUAUCUUAGAGACAUGUUUGCUUUGGGGGACGGAAGAUGGGUCGCAGGCUGGGCCUGCCGUGGCCGCUGUGGGUGGGGGACACGGGGGUGAGCUCCCCUCGUUCCCCCCAGACGGUUCAGUACUCACAGAGGACCUUGCUCCUGGGAGUGAGAAGGGAUCGGGGUGUAUGGUUUCCUGCCAUCUGUUCCCAAAGCUUGUCUUGUGGGGAGGAGGGUGGAGGCGGAGAGAAAGGCAAACUUGGUGACUGUGGUCCUGAGAGCAGCAGACAGGAGACCCUAUGGCCCGGUGUCCCCAGGGCCCGCCCAUUGCCAGGAGAAGGUCUUGAGCUUUUGGGUCCUGGAGCUUCAGUGAGUUCUGCCACUUGCAGACGAACCAGGAUCCAUGGGAAAGGGCGCUACGCAUUCAUGCGAUCCUCAGCCGCUCGCUGAACUGUUAAACGCCUUCUAAAUGGUUUCCUUAGGUCCCCCAUCCCCGCCCCCCGCCUCUCUCUCUCUCUCUCUCUCUCUCUCUCUCUCUCUCUCUCUCUCUCUCACACACACACACACACACACACACACACACACACACACACACACACACACGCAAUCGUCUGCUGAAGUGAACCCACUCUGUCCUUAGUUCCUAAACAGAAGGAAAUCCUGGAACUGGAAUUGGAGUGACCAGGUGACACACCUCCACCUGGGGGUGGCUUCUCUGGAACGGGCUCCCCAGUGAUCUGCAAGCUGUCCCAGAGAGCUGGCCACUGCUGCUCUGAGACCCAGCUGUCUGCCAUCAUGAAAGCACCAUGAGCAAGAAGCGGCCGCAAUGGCAACCGGGCGGACGGGACCCCCCUGAAGAGGCAGCAAUACUGUUCCUUGUCCCCCAGCUUCCCGGAUGGGCCUGGGUGUGCUGAGGCCACAGGGAGCACCCACCUCCUCCCUCCCCUCCCUGCUGGGAGCACCCACCUUCUGCCUGGAGACCCAUCGGAGUCAGGUCCAUCUCUCAGAAAAAGAUCUCACUCCUCCCUCACCCCCUUUGUGUCCCCCGCACCUCCCUCUGCAGGUGGACGAAACCUCCCUCAUUUUUGCAGGAAUAUAUUUUACAAGCAUUUUCUUUCUGAGGCCGGGGAGCGACUAGUCUCUUUGCUGGAUGGGCUUUUUCUAUAACUCAGUCCGGACACCAGCACCACCGGUGUCUACUCGGCUCCGGCCGCUUGUCAGACACCGCCCUUGCUUUCCGAGUGACGCUAGCGCCCUGCAGACCCUGCCUCUGGUCAGCAGAUCCGACGACUACGAUCCUACCUCGAGCCCCCGCUCCUGCUGCGGCCACAGGGUGGCCAGCUGGGCCAGCUGCCCGGUGGCCUCAGGAGCUGUCUGGUGCUGUGCCCAAGCCUCGCCCACCAAGGUCCUCAUCUGUGCAGCCGCCUCUCUGCUCGGCACCCACAGUCCUCAGUUUCUCUCCUUCACCGCUGCUCUGGGUGGACUCAGCCUGGAGGGGAGAGAGUCCUGAAGACGGGGGACACAGAGGCCCCACGGCUUCCUGGACCCGCAGAGCCAUGGCCGGCAGGGCCAGCUGCACCAGCUUUGGGAAACGUCUCCUGGAAACGACGAAGCCAGUGCCCCGGGAAUAGGAGCGCAGCUGGGAAAUCAGGCAGGGCUGCCUGGUGGAGGGGGCCUUUUACCACAGUGGAACCCAGAUGGGAGGCGGGGAGCUCCCCGCAUCAUCGGAGCUCUGCGUCUUUGGAGGGGAGAUGCCCAAGCUCAGCCCGGACUUGGUGUCAGCUGGGAGAGCCAGCACCGAGGUCCCAGGGAGAAGGGACGUUCCCACAGUUUCAGGUGCCUCUUUGGGAAGAAAAAUGUCCUGAAAUUCAGGGAGAAGCCACCAAAACACCCUGCCCCCUCCCACCGCGGCCAGCAGGCCGGGAGGUCCCGUGGGCACCAACACGGGAUGGUCCUCCCUUCCCCAACUCCACCGGGAGCGCAGAGCCAUACGGCUGAUGCCAGGGACGGCGCCCGGCCGUCCCACGGCCACCCCUCCUGUCUCAGCAUAGGACACCGUUCAGGGACAAGAAUGGACGUGGGAGGGAAGCCAGGUUCGUGCCACACGCAGUGUGUUUGGGGGUCGGCAGCUCGGAGCAGGGACUCAGCAGCCCGUGGCUGUGCGUCACCCUCCCAGGAGGCCCUGGCCAUCAGAGAAGCCACGGGCCGGGGGCAUCUCAUCGGCCACCGAAUCCCCCGACCUUUACACCGCGGUGACAUUCUCCUACGGAAAAUUAUAUCAAGAGGAUGCUCUGUUGGGCCGGCGGAGGAGUAGCCUGGUCCAUCUCCCCAGAAGUUUCUGCGAGAAGGGAAUUCAGAGUCGCGUCCAAGGUCAGGCUCCUCGCCUAGCCGAUGAUGCCUCGGUUUCGGUUUUGUACGUAGUUCCCCCGGAGUUUGUCCUUUGCUGGUGAGCAAGCUCGGGUUUUCCGUGUAGAAUGAAUCUCUUUAAAAAGUUCCCAAUCGCAUCUCACUCCUAGCCUCCUAGCCGCUAAUUCAUAACAAGCUAAGACCUUCCAGUGGUUCUCAACCUUCUGGCCCUUUAAAUACAGUUCCUCAUGUUGUGACC
Molecule: messenger RNA, 4074 nt
Organism: Myotis davidii
Lineage: Eukaryota; Metazoa; Chordata; Mammalia; Chiroptera; Vespertilionidae
Gene: TRIM67
Product: tripartite motif containing 67
Exons: 10
Coding region: 1-1374 (457 amino acids)
Molecular function (GO): protein binding
Source: RefSeq, a predicted model, not a curated record